Molecule: messenger RNA, 1146 nt
Organism: Naumovozyma dairenensis CBS 421
Lineage: Eukaryota; Fungi; Ascomycota; Saccharomycetes; Saccharomycetales; Saccharomycetaceae
Gene: SPO11
Product: DNA topoisomerase (ATP-hydrolyzing)
Exons: 1
Coding region: 1-1146 (381 amino acids)
Biological process (GO): reciprocal meiotic recombination; meiotic DNA double-strand break formation; meiotic DNA double-strand break processing
Cellular component (GO): nuclear chromosome
Molecular function (GO): DNA topoisomerase type II (double strand cut, ATP-hydrolyzing) activity; DNA binding; ATP binding
Source: RefSeq, a predicted model, not a curated record
AUGAAAACGCUGUCUGAAUAUAUGUCAGAAAGUUGUUCAAAGACAGGUUUAAUUUCAAUACUGCAGCCUGAUGUUCGAGAAAUCCAUUUGGGCCCUGUCGGCUCUGUCACAGAAUUACCUAAAACAAUUGAUACCAUCUUUUCCCUGUUUACCAAUUCUAUAGAACAACAUAUACAACCUGUAGUGUUUAAAAUUAAUAACAGCAGACAUUUAUCUUGUAAUGAAGGCUCCAAGAAAAGAAUACUCCAGUUCCCCUAUUUCGGAACUAAAGGUAAGAGAAUAAAUACUACUCAAAUUCAAGCCAAGAAAGUUGCAUGUAUAUUAACCCUUUUGAAAACUCUUCGAACUAGAUUACAGACCGGAGACAUAAGUACCAUUCGAGAUAUAUUUUACUCAAACAUGGAAUUAUAUGGGAGACAACAAACAAUUGUAUAUUGGUUAUCAAUCCUGACAGAGGCUUUUAAUUUGAAGUCAAGAGAUAGUUUAAAUGUUAUUGCAGCUCAAAAAGGACUAAUUUUCUCUCCUGUUCAAAUAACUGUUACCACUACUGUUGAAAAGGGAGAUAAAGUCGUUUCGGAAUCACAGGUCAUUCAACCAUUCGAAACAGUUUUAAUUCCAUAUAUUAAUGACGCCACAGUGAUAAAUAUUCCAAGCCAACAAAAUAUAAUCAAAGUUUUGAUUUUAGAAAAAGAGGCUGUCUUCAAUAAAAUAGUUUCUAACUAUUCUACAUGCUGUACAAACUGUAAUGUCAAAGAUAUACUAAUUACUGGAAAAGGAUAUCCUGAUUUCUUAACAAGAAACUUCAUCAAUUUGUUUUAUAAAUGCUGUUCUAGCUUCAUUGGUCAAUGGCAUAUACUUACUGACGCCGAUCCUCAUGGAGUCAAUAUUGCAUAUAUGUAUGCCAAAACAAUUCCUCGAAUAGAUUACAUGGGGAUUCCAUUGUUGGAGUUAAUUCGUCCGAAUUCCAAGGACGCCUCAAAUUCAGCGCAACUACUGCCGUUAAAACAACGAGACAUAUCUUUGCUCCUUGCGAUGGUUCAAAGGGUCGUUACCACGGAAAACAUUUCGAAAGUAUUUAUAAGGGAGCUUCAAAGGCAAUUAUUCUUCCAUAAGAAAGGUGAGAUGAAUUCAAUCUUUUCCCAAUAG